Messenger RNA from Lactuca sativa (garden lettuce), 1182 nucleotides. RefSeq lists its product as uncharacterized. The record is from RefSeq and is a predicted model, not a curated record. NCBI's taxonomy places the organism in Eukaryota, Viridiplantae, Streptophyta, Magnoliopsida, Asterales, Asteraceae.
AUGGAUUACGAUAAAAAGUUGCGCCUCCUAAUUGUUAUGUAUUUGUAUCUUCGCUUUUUUUGGAGAAGAGGUUUGAAAAGAAUGCGAGAUAAUACCUCAAAAACUUCUGGGCAUCAAUUCACAUUAGAGUUAUUACAAGGAACUAAUAAUCAAUGCAUUGAACUCUUACGUAUGUCACGUGAUUCUUAUGUUCGGCUUUGCACACAUUUUAGAGUAAAAAGUUGGUUAAAGGAUAGUAAACAUAUAUCGGUUGAAGAGAAAAUGGCGAUGUUUUUGAUGAUGAUUGGUCACAAUCAACGUUAUGUAAUCAUCAAACGUAGAUUUCAACACUCAAAACAAACGAUUCAUAAGUAUUUUUAUGAAGUAUUGGAUAAAAUGAUGGUGUUUGCAAAAGAUAUAAUAGUACCAACUUCCUUUAAUCCAAAUCCAAACAUCCCGGGACAUAAUAGGAGGUUACGAAGGAUUUUCAGAGGAGCGGUUGGUGCGCUUGAUGGAACUUUGGUACAUGCUAUUGUCCCUCUCGACAAACAACAUUUGUAUAGAGGAAGGGGAAAAGGCGACUGCUAUCAAAAUGUAUUGGCAAUAUGCGACUUCAAUAUGAUUUUUACAUUUGUCGUGGCUGGAUGGGAAGGGAUAGCACAUGAUUCAAGAAUAUUAUCUGAAGCUUUAACAGAUCGAGAUGCACCAUUUCCAUUUCCACUACCAGAUAAGUAUUACCUCUGUGAUGCCGCGUAUACACACACUCGAGGAUUUAUGGCUCCUUAUCGUAAUGUGCGGUAUUGGCUUGGAGAUUUUCAUCGAAGACGUGCAUUAACCAACAAAGAAAAAUUUAAUCAAUCACAUGCAAAACUUCGAAAUGUCGUUGAACGUGCUUUUGGUCUCUUGAAAGCACGUUUCCCUAUAUUGAAGAGAAUGGCUCCAUUUCCAUUGGUUACACAAAGAAACAUCGUCAUUGCAUGUUUUGCGCUUCAUAAUUAUAUAAUAAAAGAGGGAUUAAGUGAUGAGUAUUUUUCUCAAUAUAAUCAAGUCGAUAUAUCACUUCAAAGCAACAAUGUACAAAAUGAUGAUGAGGAGGAGGAGGAUGACGUGGAUGAGGUACAACCACAUGGAAGUGCAAGAGACCGGGAAUAUAUGGUUCAUCUACGAGAUCAAAUUGCUGACCAGUUAAUGCGUGUAGAAUGA